Suillus paluster is the source of this 1562-nucleotide messenger RNA. Its product is annotated as aldehyde dehydrogenase. Lineage: Eukaryota; Fungi; Basidiomycota; Agaricomycetes; Boletales; Suillaceae. The transcript has 11 exons. The record is from RefSeq and is a predicted model, not a curated record. Gene Ontology annotation, cellular component: cytoplasm. Gene Ontology annotation, biological process: aldehyde metabolic process. Gene Ontology annotation, molecular function: aldehyde dehydrogenase (NAD+) activity. The coding region runs from base 144 to 1562 and encodes 472 amino acids.
GAUCAUCUCAAAAAUGAUUGGGGAUUAAAUGGAGAUGCAUCGCUUACCCAAUCGAUGAUUGCCAGUGUGUGAAUGAAAUCAAAGUCGGUCGUGCCGCACUAUCUCUCAACAGCUUGACCGAUCGAUCGAUCGGCCACUGAGAGAUGCCAACUCCCGUCAGUACGAUCCCAAAUAUCAGAGAUGCUCUUAGAGCGACGUUCCGUAGCGGAUUGACCCGCCCCAUAGCAUGGCGUCAGCACCAGCUAUACCAGCUUGCACGCAUGGCGCAGAAUGAACGGGAGCUCAUUUGCGGUGCCCUGCACAAGGACCUUGGAAAGCCAAAAACAGAAGUCCUCAUGGCUGAAGUAGGCGCUCUCAUUCAGAUAGCUGUGAAGAGUGCAGAGCAGCUCCCAGAGUGGGCCAAGACUGAAUAUCCUGAGGUGCCUGAUUGGCAGAAGUCGUGGAAGCCAACGCUCUACAAGGUCCCGAGGGGGACCGUGCUGAUAAUCUCGCCAUGGAACUACCCUAUGAUACUCACUUUCCAACCUCUCAUUGGCGCAAUCGCAGCAGGUUGCACUGCGGCGCUGAAGCCCUCCGAGCUUGUCCCAACUUUCUCACAGCUCUUGGAGGAAAUUGUGCCCAAGUACCUCGACCCAAAUGCGUACCAAGUUGUCAAUGGUGCUGUGCCUGAAACUUCAAAGCUUCUCGAGCUUCAGUGGGACCAUAUUUUCUACACGGGAAAUAGCAGGGUCGCCAGGAUCGUCGCCAGCGCUGCGGCUAAGCACUUGACGCCGCUGGCGCUGGAAUUGGGUGGGAAGAGUCCCGUCAUCAUCGACUCCGCAUAUGAUAUCGACAUUGCUGCAAAAAGAAUCUUGUGGGGCAAGUGCAGAAAUGCAGGACAGAUCUGCGUGGCACCUGACUAUGUCCUCGUGCAGCGGGACAAACAGGAUGAGCUGGCAAAAGCCUUCCAGAAGCAUUACAAGGCCUUCUUCCCCGACGGUGCGCUGGAUUCGCCAUUGUUUGGAAGCAUCGUGUCGGAAUUGCACCAUAAACGCCUCACAUCACUUCUCUCUCGCACAAAGGGUGAGAUUGUUCUCCAGGGUCGCGCUGACGCUGCGAGGAGGAGACUUGAGCCCACCAUUGUUAAGGACGUUGCAGACGGUGACUCCUUGCUAGAAGAAGAAAUCUUUGGUCCGAUAUUGCCUUUGGUGCCUGUGGAUUCUUUGCAGCAGGCGAUCGAUUUCGUCAAUGCACGAUCUCAUCCGCUAGUUCUGUAUGCUUUUAGCGACAACGAAAGCCUGAAGCAACAGCUUGUCUCGGAAACACAGAGCGGUGGUAUUGUUUUCAAUGAUACCGUCCAACAGCUCUCUGUAACUGAACUACCAUUUACGGGGGUAGGCGAGUCAGGCUAUGGAUACCAGUUUAUGAAACACACGUACGAUACGUUCACGCAGCUUCGUAGCUCAAUUGACAUGCCGACGGAGGCUGAGCCAUACCUGGCAAGUCGGUAUCCGCCUUACUCGGAGGAGGCAGUGAAAGCCCUAACUGCUGCGGUGUAUAUGCCCAUUCAACCGAGCCUGUGA